AAAAGAAAAUAGCUGGAAGAAUGCGUUGGAGGAGGUGUGUCGGAAAUACUAGCUUCAGUACUGAACUGCUGUUACUCUCGGGGAAGAGUUUAGGAAAGUCCUCUCAGCAAGUCUGAAGUGGAGUUGGAGCAUUGGCCAACUUGUGUUUGCCUGAAUGCUGUCUCCUUGCCAACCGGGUGAGGUCGGCGACCACUUUUUGAAGAGCUGCUUUCGCCGAGGUCUGCGUUAUUUACCUCCUUCUACAAUCCUCGCAUUUCAAAAGUCUUGCUGGAAUUUGUUCCUGUGCAACUGAAAGGAAAACAACACACGUGCGUUGUCUAGGGGUUACCUGGACGGAAAGUCUGUGUAGAAAUUGCUGGAGAAACGCAUCUAUGAAGAGAAAGCAAAGUCAAAGUUUCGAUUCCAGUGAUCCUUCUUCAGAACAGUCUUUAUAUGAUAGAAGGACCUAAGCAGCAUUUCUUAAAGGUCAUCUACUUGAGAGUUUCUAAUUUAAUCAAAAGCUAUUUCUUCACUGGAAAAAGAUAAUUGAACGACAUUCAGGGUGACUUAAGGAGCUGACAUGAACCUGGAGCAGUUGGCUGAGAAAGAGCUUUGCAAAGAUGAGGAAGAACAGAAAAUUUUGAGUGGUGCAAGUUCAGUUUCAGUGCUUACUCCAUUUGCUGCAGUCCCUCCCCCAGAUCUCAGUCAUCCAUUUUUUGAUGUUGCAAGGCAUGGAAUAGUGCAAGUAGCAGGUGAUGACAAUUAUGGAAGAAAACUGGUUAUUUUUAGCAGUUGUCGAAUGCCUCCUUCCCAUCAGCUUAACCAUCGGAAGUUGCUUGAAUACCUGAAGUACACUCUGGACCAGUAUGUUGAGAGCGAUUAUAUUCUUGUUUACUUUCAUUACGGGCUCCGGAGUAGCAACAAACCAUCUUUAAGUUGGUUGCAGCAUGCCUACAAGGAAUUUGACAGAAAAUACAAGAAAAAUCUCAAAGCCCUUUAUGUUGUGCACCCGACAAAUUUUAUUCGAAUCCUUUGGAAUAUUUUCAAGCCAAUUAUAAGUCAUAAAUUUGGAAAGAAGGUAAUAUAUGUAAAUUACUUAAGUGAUCUGAGAGAACAUCUGAACUAUGAUCAGCUCAUCAUUCCUUCUGAAGUAAUUAGGUAUGAUGAAAACCUCAGAGCAUCUCAAAAGGGAGGACCACCUCAACCAGCAAAGUCACCCCCACCUCGACCUCCACUUCCCCAGCAACAAUUUGGAGUCACUCUGCAAUAUCUCCGGGACAAGGGAAAUGGAGAUCUCAUUCCUCUGGUGGUGAGACAGACUGUUCAGUUCCUGAAGCAAAAAGCACUUAAAACUGAAGGUUUAUUCAGAAGAUCGGCCAAUAUCCAGGUCAUCAAGGAAAUCCAGAAACAAUACAAUCUGGGAAAACUGAUUAAAUUUGAGGAGUAUGGGGAUGAACAUAUUCCAGCGGUCAUCUUGAAAACUUUCUUCCGCGAGCUUCCGCAACCACUUCUGACCUCUCAGGUUUAUGACCAGGUCCAAAGCAUUGGAAGUGUUGAAAGCAGUCUACGGGUAACUCGAUGCAAGCAAAUAGUACAAAAACUUCCAGAACACAACUACAUUGUCGCAAAAUACUUGAUAUGCUUUCUUAACAUGGUAUCCCAGGAGAGUAUCUUUAAUAAAAUGAACCCAUCAAACUUGGCCUGUGUCUUUGGAGUGAACCUGAUCUGGCCCACAGAGGGACCUGCAACUUUGCAUGCUCUAGCUCCAAUAAACAUGUUCACUGAGCUACUGAUUGAGUACUACAGCCAGGUCUUCAGCUGCAGGAUUCUGCCCAACGAGGUGCUGCCAUAAACUCUAUUAUAAACACUGUAUCUAACCUCAGUCAACUGAUCUUAAUGGGUACCCAUGUUAUUGAUGGAAAAGCCAACUGCUGUAGUCUGUUCUGUAUUUUAUGACAUUGCCCUCUGACCCUGAUUGAAUAGCUCUCACGUUUGGAUGCUUGAAUUUUGUUUGUCUCUUGCUUCUUCACCAUCUUUGUAUUAGCAAGUGAUAAAAUGAUCAGAUGUUGGUUCAACUGGCUAGUUAAGUGCCAUUCAAAUUGUCCUUGAAUUCUCUCUAUAAAAUGAGAAAACUGAUGUUUAAAAAGUCAAUAUUUUUGUCUGUACACGUGGUAGGCUUUUGAUGGGCCUGUUAAUUUUCCUUUUAUUUGUCCAGUUCUAGUUUUGCCUUUGUAGUAGGGGAGGUGCAAGUUUGUCCUUUGCCUGCUGAACUGUGGGUAUGUGUAGUUCAGGGAUUAAAACAAGAAAAUCAUAUUUCUUAAUAUUUAACACUUGUGGAAAAACCUGCAAUUUCUCAUUAUUGUCAGGACAGAAUAUUAAUGUGACUCACACAUUUGUGCCAAAAAGCAGUAUUAAUCUUCUGCUGCACAUUGUUGUUAAGGGCUAUGAGAUGCCAAUGUUUCCCUAUCCAAUAACAUUAAAUGUAAAAGAGUGAUCUGAUAAGAGUAAAUAAGGCCAAAUGUAUUUAAUGUCACUCAAGUUUAAGGGCACAUUGGCUUCCGAAGCUAAGGGAGUGGUAGUAUUAUGUAGUGUCUGCAACAAAUGUAGAGACCAGUAGUGAUGUACCUGUUAAACCAGAAAGCUUCAACACAAAAUGUUUCUUCCCCUGUGCUAGUUUUCCUUUUAUAUUCUGCUUGAGAAUUCUCAUACUGAGCUCUCAGUGACCGUUAUUGCUGAAAUAUGAAGACUUAAGUUAAAAUCCUGAAAUGUUAGCAGCUGAGUUGGGACCAUUGACGUAUCUUUCACGUCGCACUAUUGCAGGUGUCAGACCAAACAGUCUCCACUCUGCACGCUGGGUUUGCUUCAGUUUGAAGUGCAAGAAGACCAGCCUACUUGUGCCAUGGAUUGACAAUUUGUAUUUAAAUGGGAAGGAAGUUUUUUUUUCAUCCACUAUUUAUAUUUUUGUUAAAUUAAUAAAAUGUGACAUUGACUCCACUGUCUGAUUUUGUAACAUUGUUUUCUUGUAUUAGAAUAACAAAUCUGGAUCUUUCUGUCCUAAUCGUUCUUCUGCCCAGGGUUUGUGAUGGUUGCUGUUACUGUGGUGAUCAUAGCUGCUGGUUAAAAACAGCGGUGGUAAAAUAUUUUAUAAUGCUUUACAGCAUUCUUUUUAGCGCAUAGCUAUCUCACACUUCAGUGAAAAUGUGGUUCAUUAAAUCAUCACGAAUAAACCAAUAAACUAAUUACAAGGUU
Stegostoma tigrinum is the source of this 3228-nucleotide messenger RNA. RefSeq names its product rho GTPase-activating protein 8-like. Lineage: Eukaryota; Metazoa; Chordata; Chondrichthyes; Orectolobiformes; Stegostomatidae. Gene Ontology annotation, biological process: negative regulation of endocytic recycling; small GTPase-mediated signal transduction. The transcript is spliced from 14 exons. Gene Ontology annotation, cellular component: cytoplasm. The coding region runs from base 560 to 1831 and encodes 423 amino acids. The record is from RefSeq and is a predicted model, not a curated record. Gene Ontology annotation, molecular function: GTPase activator activity.